GGAACAGGCGAACACUAAUUCUCUUCCUCUUUCAUUUCAAACAACUGCCCAACACCUACAAAACACCAACGUUUCUGUUGCCUGGAGUACAUUCAUUUUGCUUCUUCUUUAACAAACACAAACAAGUCUACAGAAGCAGGCAGGAUGUCUGUGACCAUGGCCAAGGCUGAUGGGGUCACUGUGUUCACUUUGACCUCUGAUCCCCAAAGUUCUUGUCCUCCACUGUGCCAAAUCCUGAAGGGCCUUUGUUACAGCCCUGUGUGCUGCUCUGUGUCUCAGCACUUGAAGAGAGUCCAGAAAAGUUCUCAGUCUGUACUCGGGGCUCUGCAUAUUAUGGUUGGGUUGCUCAACAUUGGCCUCGGAGCAAUCCUCUCUAGUAAUGAUGGUAUCAUUUGGUGGCUAAAUGGCAUUGGAUUUCCUUUUUGGUUAGGAGCACUGUUUAUGUUAUUCGGUGCCAUGAGCAUUUUGUCCGAGAAGUGCCCAAGUCGAUGUCUCGUCAUCCUCAGUGUGAUUCUCAAUCUAGCAGGAGUUGCCUUUGCCAUUACAGCCAUCGUACUCUACAGCAUAAGUAUGCCAUACACAGGGCCUUGGUGGAUGUGUGAUAAUUAUGGCUAUUCACGAUACAAUACUCAAUCUCCUCAUCAGGACAUCAUGGAAGAGAAAUGCUUGGAGGCCAAAGCACUGAUCGUGAUGAUCCGUAAAGGCAUCACUGCUGUGCUGAUUGUCCUGUCGGUCCUGGAGCUCUGUGUCAGCAUCAGCUCUGCCGUCUUGGGGAUCAAGGCUCUGAGGAGCAGUGAGAAGAAAGAAAACAAGAGCACUGAUGACCCAGAACAUUGCAAACCACUGCUGGAGGACGUCACCAAUAACCUUUUGGUGACAGUCUAAAUAAAAAUCUCUGCUGUAUUGUCAUCUGUUAUUAUAAUCCUUUGAUGGUUGUGUGUCCUGUAAUGUCCAUGAUUUUGAAGUAUCUGGUCCAAUCUCUGUCAAAGUUCUGGUAUAAGAAGAGUUGCAGUAUUUCUGGUAAUCUGCACUAAACUGUAUAUGCUGCUGUCCGUUUCAUUCUCUGAUAUUUUUUAGCUGAAUGAGUAUUUUCUAUUAAAUAAUAUGCCUUUACAUUCAAUAUAUUUGUGGGCAAAAGGAAAGUUCAUGUAGGCGUGUGUGAUAUCAAUCAAUUGUUUGCUAUUUUCCAAAAUGAAUCUAUUCAAACAAUGACUGUUUCUGUAUUACCUUGCCGUUUGUAUUUCUGCAAGUAGUUGUGCUAUUUGUGUACAAAUCGAUUAAAAUAAAUGAAAGUUAAAUUGAGUGACUGAAACCAGUCUAACGUAAACAUCCAGUCGUUUAACCUGUUUUGAAUAUAUA
Molecule: messenger RNA, 1359 nt
Organism: Larimichthys crocea (large yellow croaker)
Lineage: Eukaryota; Metazoa; Chordata; Actinopteri; Sciaenidae
Product: membrane-spanning 4-domains subfamily A member 8
Exons: 7
Coding region: 145-885 (246 amino acids)
Cellular component (GO): membrane
Source: RefSeq, a predicted model, not a curated record